CCUCAGCCUGAUGUUGAUGAGAGUGGUGGCUCUGGAAGCACUCAACCAGCCUCCCAGCUUCCCAAGGGACAGAGCUUUGUGCAGAACCAUUUUCAGGCACAGUACAGGUCCUCCUUGACUUGUCCUCACUGUCUGAAGCAGAGCAACACCUUUGAUCCCUUCCUGUGUGUGUCAUUACCCAUCCCCCUGCGCCAGACCAGGCCCUUGAAUGUCACCUUAGUCUUCCAGUCCAAGAGCCAGAGGUUUCUGCGGGUAGGCCUUGCCGUUCCCCUUUUUAGCACAGUGGCAAAACUGAAGGAAAUGGUGGCAGAAGAAGGCAAGAUCACACCUGACCAGGUGAUCCUGGCAGAGGUGUAUCCCGGCGGGUUCCAGCGCUCCUUCCACGAUGAGGAGGACCUGAACACCAUCAUGGAGGGGGACAGCGUGUAUGCUUUCCAGGCUCCACUGCCAUUCAGCAGGGCCAGCUCGUCUCGGCUUUCAGGCUGCCCCCUCAGCCUCCCAUCUUCCCCUAACUCAUCUGAACUCGAAGGCCAGCGAUUGCCCCAUACUGGUGCCAUGUCCUCUGAGUUCUUGCACCAUGGUGGAGGCGGGAGAAUCCUGUUGCUUCUCUGUAACACUGCAGGGAUGGGGCAGGAGGCUACCAGGUUUGGCCCACCAUUGCUGAUGAGAGAAGACAGAGGCACAACGUGGGAGCAGCUCCAGCAAUGUAUCCUCAGCAAGAUGCGCUAUCUGAUGAAGAGCGAGGCUCAGGUGCAGAGCGCGGGAGUCUUGUUCCGGGUCCGGGUCGCCGGAGGCUCUGUGGCAUGCAGCUACCUCUCCCCUCAGGACAGCAGGCCUCUCUACCACCCAGCUAUCGACAGAGCAUUGCAGUUCAGCGGCCCCGGCGGCCCUCCCCAUGUGAAGCUGGUGGUGGAGUGGGAUGUGAACACCAAAGAAAGACUGUUUGGCAGUAUCCAGGAGGAGGUGGUCCAGGAUGCUGAGAGUGUACGGAUGCAGCAGCAGGUCCACCAGCAGCAACACAGCUGCACCCUGGAUGAGUGCUUCCAGCUCUAUACCAAGGAGGAGCAGCUGGCCCCGGACGAUGCCUGGCGCUGUCCCCACUGCCAGGUGCUGCAACAGGGCAUGGUGAAGCUAAGCCUGUGGACGCUUCCUGACAUCCUCAUCAUCCACCUCAAGCGGUUUCGCCAGGUGGGCGAGAGGCGGCACAAGCUCUCCACACUGGUCCAGUUCCCACUCUGUGGCCUUGACAUGGCCCCUCACGUGGCCAAGAGGAGCCAAACUGGGCAGCACGUGCUGGGCCAGUGGGUAGCCUGGAAGCAACCGCCGUACCUUCCUGAGAGCUGCCAGCUGGACUACCUCUACGACUUGUAUGCUGUCUGCAAUCACCACGGCAGCAUGCAGGGUGGGCACUAUACUGCCUACUGCCGCAACUCACUGGAUGGCCGCUGGUACAGCUAUGAUGACAGCACAGUGGAGUCGGUCCAGGAGGAUGAGGUCAGCACCCGGAGUGCCUACAUCCUCUUCUACCAGAGGCGGAACGCCAUCCCCAGCUGGUCGGCCAGCAGCUCCAUGAGAGGCUCCACCAGCUCCUCUCUGUCUGACCACUGGAUCACAAGGCUCAGCGGAAGCAGUAAGAGGGAGAGCCUGGUGUCCCGCAGCUCCAUGACCUGCCCCUCCUUUCUCAAGCCCCCCGACUCGCCUGUCUUCCUGAAUGCCACAGUCAGCCAGGAGAAGGGAGGCUUUGAGUCAAGACCCUUGGUGCGAGGCAUUCAGGGACGGAGUGUCAGCAUGAAAGUAUCACCCACCAAGCCCAAACUGGGCACCACCAAACCAAUGCCCCUUCGCUGGUCCUUCGCAUCCAAGGACAGGCUGCAGGGUGUGUCUGGGGAGCUGGUGGAGUACCUGGAGUCUGGGCGCCGGCCCAGAUACACUAAUGAGUCUAUCGUCCCACUCAUGACGGGCACUGCUGGGGAAGAGAAUGGGCCUUUGCUAGCUAAGUCUAAGCCAACCGCUGCAGGGGCUGUGAAGGACCAAGAGGGUGGUGGGUCAGGAAGGGCUAGUGGGAGUUUACAGAGCAACACAGUGGGGCCAGCUGAGAACCACAGCAAACCCCCCUUGCCCCCGGAGAAGACCAGCACCCUGAAGAGAGCGAGCAAGCCAAAGGAGGACACAGGCCAACCACACAGGACACCCAAGAAGCUAGAGUUGCCUCUCAAUGUGGCACCACCAAGGAAAGUUGAGCCAAAGAGCAACGGAAGCAAAGCAAACUCAAAUGGAGCCACGUGUGUCAACAACAGCAUGUCCCACCCCUAUAGCUCCCUGAAGGGGAGGAACAUGGACAACGACCAAAGAAACCCCGCCAAGGCUGGGGAGCACGGCAGGGAGAAAGAACCCGAGGCUGAGAGGCAGCAGGAAGGGAGGUUCACAAUCUUCAGGGCUGGUUUCCUAAAGAAGGACACCAAGAGGCCCAGCGAGCUGGAGCGGUGCUGCACUUCGGAGACAGCCAUGGGUUCCUCCAGGACAUCGCUCGCCAAUGGCACCCUCAGCGUCAUCAGCGAAAGCAGGGCCAACGGCACACUGGGCCGCCGCAGCCAGGAGGGCCUGUCCAACGGCAGGAUCAGCCGCUCCGAGCUGGAUAUCAAGCGCUCCCAGAGCUCGGUCAGCAUCCACAGCAAGGCCGACUGGCCCCUGCGGAGAUCGUCCUCCCUCUGCAAGAAUGGUAGCGCUGCUCACCAGCACACCCGCAGUGCACCAGUGGAAAAGGUGGCCUGUGGCACCUUACAGAGGGUCAGAUAUCACACAGCCUCCUUGGGCAGGAAGAAACCAGUGCCUGAGUCCAGCUUCUAGACCAUAGCUGAGGAAAGGUUGAGAACUCACACCGCUGCUGCUAUGAGCCAGGGGGCUACUGUGAUUGGAGGAAGGGAACAGAACAAACUUGGUGAGAGUCUACACAGGAGAAGGUGACUUUGCUAGCUACUGAGGCCAGACUCAAAACCACAUCAAUCAGAUCUCUGGGCUUCCAGGUCCUUUUGGGAGCUGCGUUCUUCUCUUCUCCAUCCUAUAGAGCUGUGAAGGGACCUGAAUCCGCUCACACCACCCAACGCCUGGUCUCACUCGAGUGCCACUGCGAUGUCUGGACAUGUCAAGUGGUGCUCCUGUACAAUCCAUGCCUUAAUAGGGUGGAGCACAAAGCAGAGACAGGAGGAUUACUGGGAGGGGGAAAACCAGGGGAGGGAGAGCCAGUUUUAAGCGAGAGGGAGAGUAUUUAUUCUAUAUGGAGACAGAAUUUUAUUGAAGCAGAUUCAAAGACACUUUUUGUUUUCUAAAGGCAACUAUUUUGGUACUGAGGGGUGGGUGGGGACAGCACAGGGGGGGCCAUUUCAACACAAAGGUCUAUGCAAUAAUCAAUUCUUCUACUGAUCUUUUGUACACGGGUGUCCUGUUGUCCACAGAUGUUAGAGUUUUGCAGAUCUUUCUAUUAAAUACAUGUCAAAUGAG
This is a messenger RNA of Alligator sinensis (Chinese alligator), 3498 nucleotides long. RefSeq names its product ubiquitin carboxyl-terminal hydrolase 43. Gene Ontology annotation, biological process: protein deubiquitination. The annotation marks the transcript as partial. The record is from RefSeq and is a predicted model, not a curated record. The transcript has 13 exons. Lineage: Eukaryota; Metazoa; Chordata; Crocodylia; Alligatoridae. Gene Ontology annotation, molecular function: cysteine-type deubiquitinase activity.